AUGGCCGACCCCUCGCUCGACGCGUCUGCAGAGCCUACGCUCCCCGAACUCAACAACAUCCCAUCAUCACCACCGGCAGCAGCUGCAAAGGGAACUAGCAAGCGUUCGGCCCCUUCCCUCCUCCCGGCCUUUGAGCCCCUCUCGUCCUCUCCCGGUCUCCCUCGGCCCCUGAAGCGUCAGAACACCGGCGGCAAUGUCCGUGCCAAGUAUCCCACUCCGCUGCCCACGUCGAGCACGGCCAUCAUGUCCAGCUCGCCCCCUCGCCAGCAGCGUCGUCCCCAGCAGCCCAAGCACCACCGCAGCAGCUCCCGCUCUCCCUUUGUGCGCACGUCGUCCCGUACGGUGGAGCGCGAGCCCCUUUCGGCCCUCCCCACGGUCGACCUCCCCGAGAAUGGCGAGGUGCUCAUGAUGGGACGCUCGUCCAACUCGUCCCACUUCCAGCUCUCGGCCAACCGUCUCGUGUCCCGUGUCCACGUCAAGGCCCGGUACAUCGCCAGCCCUAACAGACCGGACUCUGCCGCGGCCAGCGGUGGCAAGGUGGAGAUUGUGUGCAACGGCUGGAACGGCCUCAAGGUCCACUGCCAGGGCCGCACGUGGGAGCUCCUCAAGGGCGACACCUUCACCAGCGAGACGGAGGGGACCGGCAUCAUGCUCGAGGUCCAGGACUCGCGUGUGCUGAUCCAGUGGCCCAGCCGUCGCGGCGCUUCGGCCGCCGCUGCCUCGGCCGCCGCUCUCGACUCCCUCUCGGACGACUCGGCAUGGGACGACACCAACAUCCUCCCCCAGUCCUCGCCGCCUCUCCGCCGGACACUGCGCAUCCACUCCCCCGAGAGCCCCACGUCCGCCCAUCUGGCCGCCACGUCGUCCCAGCGCCUCCAGGCCCUCUUCCCCUCCAGCAGCAUCGCUGGCGGGAGCAGGAGAGGCUCGCGCGACGACAACAUCCAGAUCUACGAGGAUGAAGAGGAGCAGGUGCAGGACGCCGAGCAGGAGGGUGACGAGGACGGGGACCGCAUGGAUGUCAACACCAGCAUGUGCACCGACAUCACCGCCAGCUUCUCCAGCGAGCUCAGCGACCCUGCCUCGGACGACGGGGGCCACGAGGACCCCGACGAGGAGAACGACCCCAUCGUCCACUCGUUCGGCCCCUUUGGCGCCGACAUUUCCGGCCGCCUCGCCUCCAUCAUGUCCGGAUCCCCCGAGGCCAAGGGCUCUCCGGCCUCUCGUGCUGCUCAGCGGACCCGCCGUGACUCGGAAACGUCCCUCACCCCGCUGAGGGACGAGACUCCCUCGCCUCCCUCGCCCUCGCCCGUCAGGAGGAAGCAGCAGAAGAAGGCUGGGUCCGAGAAGGAGGGGCAGAAGGAGAGCAGGAAGACGGUCAAGCAGGAGGAGGAGGAGGAGCAGGAUGAGAAGCCCGCGGCACCCCCCGUCGACGCCUCGAUCGUCAACCACGCCAUCAACCAGCUCGCCUUCUCCCGUCUGUCGUCCACCCCGCUCUCGACCAUCAUGCAGCACCUCCCCGCCGAUGCCAAGGUGGGACUCACCCGUCCCUCCCUCCUGGCCGCCAUCGAGUCGACGGCCUGCAUCGGCAUCAUCGAGCGUCAGGGUAAAGACGCCGCCGGAGAGGCCCUCGAGAGCGAAUACUACUACGUGCCCGAGCGUGACACGGAUGAGUCGCGCAGGGCUGCCGUGGUGGACGGUCUACGGAAGCCUACUCUUCGUAACUGCAGGAAGCAGCACAAGCAAUACUACUGGAAGCGUCCGCGUACGCCUUAG
Geosmithia morbida is the source of this 1773-nucleotide messenger RNA. RefSeq names its product transcription factor Tos4. Gene Ontology annotation, molecular function: protein binding. Bases 1 to 1773 code for a protein of 590 amino acids. The transcript is spliced from 2 exons. The record is from RefSeq and is a predicted model, not a curated record. NCBI's taxonomy places the organism in Eukaryota, Fungi, Ascomycota, Sordariomycetes, Hypocreales, Bionectriaceae.